Messenger RNA from Racocetra persica, 250 nucleotides. The record is from the annotation of a GenBank genome assembly. Lineage: Eukaryota; Fungi; Glomeromycota; Glomeromycetes; Diversisporales; Gigasporaceae.
AAUUGACGACAUUGAAAUCGAUAAUACGAACAACAAAAAAGUUGCAAUUACUUUAGAUGCGGCCACAGGAUUAGGCGGUAAUGCCAAAUUUCAAACCGAAGGCACAGGUGCUCCGUUAACCGGUAAGGCUGAUGACGGCACUACUGAUGGCACGGCUGCAACUGGCGGUCGAACCGGUGAUACUCGAAUGCCAGCAGGCGGAAUAGCCACCAUUGAGGUUAAUUGUUCCACUGAAUUAGAGGCGAGAAAG